Molecule: messenger RNA, 1923 nt
Organism: Sapajus apella (tufted capuchin)
Lineage: Eukaryota; Metazoa; Chordata; Mammalia; Primates; Cebidae
Gene: CALHM1
Product: calcium homeostasis modulator 1
Exons: 2
Coding region: 878-1912 (344 amino acids)
Molecular function (GO): monoatomic cation channel activity
Source: RefSeq, a predicted model, not a curated record
UUCAUUUCACCCCCUUGCUGUCAGUGUGCAGACACCUUUAUUUUUGGACUGGGGGAGUAGAGGUGGAGCUAGGAAAGGGUUGCCAUCCACAGCCCACAAACACACAGGCACACCCACAGAGACACACAGAGGCUGACACAAGGACACCUGCAGCACUCACAGGCCGCAGCUCCCACCCAGGAAACCCGUCCAAUCCAAGACCUCUGCCUGCAAAUCCAGGAUAUUCCAUUCCCUGCCAUGUCCACAUUAGCACCAUCCCCCCCCACCACCACUGCCAUCCCCUCUGUGACCAGUAGCCCCACGACCACCAGUAGCCACCGCCACCACAGCACACCACCGUGGGUGAACUGAUGGAGGAGCCCUCUGGGACUCUGAUACAGCAUGGAGGAGACCCCCAGUGGGAAGGGCAGAAGGAGGGCGACGAGCUUCCUAGGAGCCCAGAGGACAAGGUCCAGGAGCUCAGGCCUCUGCAGCAGCCGUGGACUCCAAACUCCAGCCCUGCUGGAGAGCGUUUUCCCUGCCUGUGUCUGAGCCUGCCCUCUCCCGCCUCUCCCUCCCUCCCACACCCACGGAAAGCUGGUCCCUAGCAGGAGCUAGUGCUGGAGGUGGAGGCGGCUGCAGAGAGAGAAGCCUAGGAGGGAGGGGCACAGCCCUGGCUGAACCCACAGGAUUGGCCAAUCUGCACCCUCUCGGCCAGCACCUCACUAAAGAUUCCUCAAAGCGACAGUGACCUUACCCUCUGCUCUGAGCUCUGCUGGUCCCAGCCAGGAGAGCCCGAGUCAUGAGGUGGGCACCCAGUGGGCAGGGUGGGCCGCAGGGGCCUUCUUGGAGGCAGCGGUGAGUUGGGAAGGGGCGGCUGGGCCCCGCAGGGGGCACGAUGGACAAGUUCCGGAUGAUCUUCCAGUUCCUGCAGUCCAACCAGGAGUCCUUCAUGAACGGCAUCUGUGGCAUCAUGGCCCUGGCCAGCGCCCAGAUGUACUCAGCCUUCGACUUCAACUGCCCCUGCCUGCCAGGCUACAACGCGGCUUACAGCAUGGGCAUCCUGCUGGCACCACCCCUGGUGCUCUUCUUGCUGGGCCUGGUCAUGAACAACAACGUGUCCAUGCUGGCGGAAGAGUGGAAGCGGCCACCGGGUCACCGGGCCAAGGACCCCGCCGUGUUGCGCUACAUGUUCUGCUCCAUGGCCCAGCGUGCCCUCAUCGCACCCGUCGUCUGGGUGGCCGUCACACUACUCGACGGCAAAUGCUUCCUCUGCGCCUUCUGCACUGCCGUGCCUGUGACCGCACUGGGCAAUGGCAGCCUGGUGCCUGGCCUGCCUGCCCCUGAGCUCGCCCGCCUGCUGGCCCGGGUGCCCUGCCCUGAGAUCUACGAUGGUGACUGGCUGCUGGCCCGAGAGGUGGCUGUGCGCUACCUGCGCUGCAUCUCCCAGGCACUGGGCUGGUCCUUCGUGCUGCUGACCACACUGCUGGCAUUCGUGGUGCGCUCCGUGCGGCCCUGCUUCACACAGGCCGCCUUCCUCAAGAGCAAGUACUGGUCCCAUUACAUUGACAUCGAGCGAAAGCUCUUCGAUGAGACAUGUACGGAGCAUGCCAAGGCCUUCGCCAAGGUCUGUAUCCAGCAGUUCUUCGAGGCCAUGAACCAUGACCUGGAGCUGGGUCACGCCCACGGGGCACUGGCCACGGCCCCUGCUUCCAAGGCUGCCCCCAUUCCCCCUGACAGUGGGGAGGAGGAAAGGGAGAAGCUGCGUGGCAUCACGGAUCAAGGCACCAUGAACAGGCUGCUCACAAGCUGGCACAAAUGCAAACCGCCACUGCGGCUGGGCCGGGAGGAGCCGCUGAUGGGCAACGGCUGGGCUGGGGGCGGGCCCCGGCCUCUGCGCAAGGAGGUGGCCACCUACUUCAGCAAAGUGUGAGGCACGGCCAG